AGCAUACUAUAUACUUGAAGCUUCCACGUAUACUAUAAUAAGAAGCGGCAAGAUUGAAACAGAGACUUAAAAAAAUUAAUGUUUAAAUAUGCCAUAUUCUGAGAGUUAUAUUAAAAAUAAAUUAAUCGAAGGAUUGAACGCUUCACACGUGGUUGCUAAAAGUUGAUUUUAAAACACAUUUAUUAAUUGCUAUCAAGAGUAUAUUUGGAUAUAAAUUACUUGGAAAGAUUAUCGACACAUAUUGUUUAAAAUGCAAGGGAAUAAACAGAUUAUGUUAAUUUCCCUAUUUGCACUCCUCUUAAGAUGGUGUGUUACGUACCAUUCAUAUAGUGGUGAAGGAAAACCUCCACUGUUUGGAGAUUAUGAAGCUCAACGACAUUGGCAAGAGAUAACAUUUAAUUUACCUGUUGAAAAUUGGUAUAUUAAUACUACGGACAAUGAUUUACAAUAUUGGGGAUUAGACUAUCCUCCCUUAACGGCUUAUCAUAGUUUUAUAUUGGGCUAUGUUGCCGAUAAGAUUAAUUUUUCAUAUAUUUCAUUAUACGAAUCAAGAGGGUUUUCUUCUGAAAGUCAUAAAUAUUUUAUGAGACUUAGUGUUUUAUUAGCAGAUAUUUUAGUUUAUUUACCAGCAAUAAUUUAUUUCGCAUGUACUAAUCAAAUAUCAAACGCAGAAACAAAAGAAACUAAUAUAUUUGGUUUUGAUAGAAAGGAUAUUGUUAUUCUAAUAAUGCUAAUUUAUCCAGGCUUAAUAUUAAUAGAUCAUGGUCACUUUCAAUAUAAUUGUAUAUCGUUAGGACUAUUUAUUGGUGCCGUUGCAACCAUGCUUCGAAAUUCAUUUAUUUUUGGAUCAUUUUUAUUUGUAGCUGCUCUAAAUUAUAAACAAAUGGAACUUUAUCAUGCAUUACCAAUAUUUUUGUACAUUCUCGGCAAACAUUUAUCUCUAAGAAAAGAAUUUUCAUUAUCCAAUAUAGGAAUGCUAUUGUGCAUAUCAUUUAUAGUAAUUUUUACAUUUAUUAUUAUGUGGUUACCUUAUAUAAAGAAUUUAGAAACUUUCGCUUCUGUUAUGAUCCGAUUAUUUCCAGUUGCCAGAGGUAUAUUUGAAGAUAAAGUAGCCAAUGUUUGGUGUGCAAUCAAUAUUCUUUAUAAAUUACGUAAUACCUUUACAAAUAUACAAUUAGCUAAAAUUUGUUUGGUAAUAACAACAGUUGCAAUUCUACCAAGUUGUAUAAAUAUAUAUCUACAUCCAGAAAAAGAGAAAUUCAUCAUUUCCCUUAUCAAUUGCGCACUAUCAUUUUUCCUUUUUUCAUUUCAAGUUCAUGAAAAGUCAAUUUUGCUCGUUGCAAUUCCAGUUUUAUUACAUUUUCAAAAUGAUCCAUUUCCAUGUUUUUGGUUUCUAAUUAUUUCACAUUUCAGCAUGUUACCUUUAUUUAUGAAAGACAAUUUAUAUUCAGCUUAUUGGAUAACUUUAAUCUUUUUUAUCCUUAUUACACUUUGGGUAUAUCCUGAUAUACUUAAUUAUAACAAACUAUUGGCUAAUAAAACUCCAAAACCAAAUGUACAGAAACGGAUUAAAACAAAACUAUUAAGAAACAAUAAAAGUAAAUCAGUUUUCACAAGAAUGAAAAAGGAUGUAAUAUAUUACUACAAAAAUAAUUUUAUUAUUGUAUUAAAGUAUGAUCUUUUGCUAAAUAUGUUAUUCUACAGUUCAAUUAUAGGAAUAAUAAUGUUAUCUAUUGUUAGUGGUUUUCUGGAACCUCCAAAAAAAUAUCCAGAUCUAUUUCCAUUAUUAGUUUCUGUAUAUUCUUGUGGACAUUUUAUUGUAUUCUAUGUAUAUUUCAAUUAUAAACAAUUAUGUGUAUAAAAAAAUAUAUAAAUCUGAAAUAAAUCAAUUGAAUAACUUAUUUGCGUUAGUACCAUAUUUCUUUAUUAAGGAAAAAAAGGUUACAAGAAAGAAUUAUUUGAAUACAGUCCUAUUUAUAUAUUAGAUCUAUUUAUUUUAUUACAAUAACACAGAUAAUAUCAAUAGUAUUUAUCUACACUAACAUUUGCUAGAUUAUUCUACCUUUUUGUAAAUUACAUAAUCUUCUAUAUGGAUCUGAACUUUGCUCUGUUACUGAAUAUUACUUUGCUAAAUUACCAUAACAGUAACAUUACUUAUACACAUUCAGUGCAUGUCAGUAGGAAAAUAAAUGCUGUCUUGGAAAUACCUUUAGCGAUUAAGGAACAAACAUUAACAUUAUGUUUCAAUAAAAUAUAAGUUUUCUUUUAAACUAAAGAAAGAAGUGAUAGAUCAGUCUGAUGGUUGUGGUGCCAAAUUUUCUGUAGUAGUUGUUUCUGAUGCAUUUGAAGGCAAACCAUUACUUCAACGUCACAGGUUGGUAAAUGCAUUGUUAGAAGAGGAACUUAAAACAAUUCAUGCAUUUUCUCAAA
Nomia melanderi (Alkali bee) is the source of this 2430-nucleotide messenger RNA. Its product is annotated as dolichyl pyrophosphate Man9GlcNAc2 alpha-1,3-glucosyltransferase. NCBI's taxonomy places the organism in Eukaryota, Metazoa, Arthropoda, Insecta, Hymenoptera, Halictidae. Gene Ontology annotation, biological process: dolichol-linked oligosaccharide biosynthetic process; protein N-linked glycosylation. Gene Ontology annotation, molecular function: dolichyl pyrophosphate Man9GlcNAc2 alpha-1,3-glucosyltransferase activity. The record is from RefSeq and is a predicted model, not a curated record. Gene Ontology annotation, cellular component: endoplasmic reticulum membrane.